Symbiodinium necroappetens is the source of this 291-nucleotide messenger RNA. NCBI's taxonomy places the organism in Eukaryota, Dinophyceae, Suessiales, Symbiodiniaceae. The record is from the annotation of a GenBank genome assembly.
AUGUUCGACGAGACGGACUACGAUGCCCUCACAGGCAAGCGCGUCGCCAUCGUGGGCUUUGGUGCUUUUGCUGUGGAGAACAUUCGCACCUGUUGCGAGCACCGCGUUGACAAGAUUUUUCUCGUCUGUCGGAGGAAAAACCUCUGCAUGCCGCGAAUGGUUUCAUGGUGGAUCAACGGAUCCGCUUUUCCCGUUUCUUCAGCAGACGUCCUUCGCGAAAUGGAGGUCGGCAUGAUUCCAUUAACACCAUUACCAAGCUUCUUCAGAGGUUGUGCACAAGCUGAAACAUAG